Messenger RNA from Bacidia gigantensis, 2370 nucleotides. RefSeq lists its product as uncharacterized. Gene Ontology annotation, biological process: TORC2 signaling. NCBI's taxonomy places the organism in Eukaryota, Fungi, Ascomycota, Lecanoromycetes, Lecanorales, Ramalinaceae. The coding region runs from base 1 to 2370 and encodes 789 amino acids. Gene Ontology annotation, cellular component: TORC2 complex. The transcript has a single exon. The record is from RefSeq and is a predicted model, not a curated record.
AUGAAUCCCGGCGCAACGGGCCACCGACGGCCGGGCGCAUUCUCAUCUCGUCCUGGGUCGUCUCCUAGCAUUGACAGUGACGACUCACCCUCUUCGCCUCCUUCCGCGCGACCUCAAUCGCGUGAACAGAGCUCUCAGCGCCAUCCACAACAUGUGCGACAUGUCCUACCAAAUUCCACCGCCGCGAGUAGCACAACAUCCUUUAGCAACUUUUCGAGGCCAGGCUUUCAUAGGCAAGAAUCGAACGAACCACCGUCACGUCACUCCGGUGGUGAAGUCAAAGGACACAAGCGGCAGCACUCACAAGGUUUCUUUGAGCCUACCCUGCCAUCUGCCACACCAAAUCUGAGUGAUCAGGGCGUCAUGUCAAAUCUCACGGCUUCUCAGAUCGCUGCUCAAGCAGCAAUGCAGCAUCAAUCGCAUAGCAGACAACGCUCGAUAACAAUACCCUCACCUCAGAGUAGCCCUCCAAUAGGCUCAGCAACCGGAACAAUCACAGGCAAGAGAAAGCCACCGCCUAUACAGACAGGGCACAGUGGUGCGGACAGAUCCAAUGGCCCUCCCACAUCAGGGUCGAGACCAUACAAUGGCAGCGUAGGGUCGAAUUCUGCUGCGGCUGCCACAGCUGCCAAUGCUGCAUAUCCUGGCAGACUGUCACCAGGCUUCAUGGGUUAUGAACCGCCUAUACCAGAGAAAGAGCCUAAGCUCAAGGAACAAAAGUCAAAGAUGAAGCUUUUCUCCAAGCCGAAAGACAAGUCGAAUAGGGAUGCCAAUAUAGACAAGCCACUACCUUCACCAAACAAAUUUCCUACUGUUCCAAGCAGUGGUCUUUCUAAGCUGGUCAAUCCAUCUACGACUAGCCUCGCAGACUCAAUUACCUCGGGGGCAUCGCUCUAUUCGCUGAAUACCGGCAACACCUCCACGUCUACGCUAGUUCCGACAGAUCGGCAGAGAGGCGAAGAGAAAGAAAAGCACAAGCAUCACUUCCUAUCUAGACAGAAAAACAAGCUCAGGGACAGGAUUGCUGAUGAUCACACGCUCCUAUUAUCGUCGGCCUCAAGUAAUUCACAGCCAUUGAAUCCAUCGGCGCCGAACACGCUCUACUCUUUUGCCCCUGCUCCAGCAAGCCCUGCGACAACAUCCUUCACAGGCCUCGACCUUCGCCAUGCAGGGAAAGCAGUUCGAGAGAGGAAGAGGGAGGAAAAAUCUCUUCCCUUUGCACCCAAGAUUACCGACAUUGAUAAAAUCGACUUCGCUAUUAACCCCGGCCGCUCGACUCCUGGGCCUUCGCUUUUUGGCCCAUCCACAUCCAAUACGAUAGAACUUCCUAGUGCUGGCGGGGUCAGCUCGAUUCUCAGCAAUCUCCGUCAAGAAGAUGCCUGGGACUUUCUCAAAGCCAAACUCCUCGUCAUCUUCGAAGGAGAGGAAGUCCGCAUCCCUAUUGAAGACCUCAACCGUCUUCUUACGAUGCACAUCCAACGUCGUAUCCGCACGAACAAUCCCACAGGCCUAAUUGAAGACCUUCGCGACUUUCUUUCCGUAGGCUUCAAUUCUGUCGAUCACACUCUCCGCCCUAUAGCAGAAACCCGCCUUGUGCGCGCACUGGUAGAUACCUGGGGCCUCCUCUUCGGCCGGCUCCUCCCAUUCAUCCAAGCGGUCUUCCUCCCUCUCGACCUGGAGUUCAAAGGCCACGGCACCUUCCUCUCCGCCCGUGAGUCCGCCGACUUCUGGGGCGCAGACCCCUCCUCAACCUCAGAAGCCUUCGGCAAUGCCUUCGACGUCCGACGUAUCGUCCUCCUCGCCUACCGCGACACUCUAAUCCUCCCCCGCUAUGACGCGCUUAAAACCACCUUUUCCCGCCUAAGUCUCGAGAGCAUCAAUCCCGCCGCCCAACCCUCACCCAUGGUCGAUUCUUUCGACACGCUCACCUCCUCCUCCACAGCGCGCCCCGGAACCGCCGGCUCCGCCCACGCCGCCCCACCUCUCAGCGAAUCCUAUAAUUCCCAAUCCUCCACCCUCUACGACCCCUCCGACUCCUCCCGCUCGCGCGGUAACUCCAACCUCUCCGCCCCCGAACUCCCCUCCUUCACCACGACAGCCCCGCACUCUACCCUCCCCACCUCUUUCCAAGGCAAACACGCAAAUUCUAACUCUUCCCGGCCUGCGCUGCCGGAUAGUACGCAUGUCACCGACACAGUGGCGAGGAUGCUGCAGUGCGUGUCUGUGCUCGCUAGCACGCAGAGUAAUGAUGAGGCGCAGCGCAAGAUGGAGGAUUUGGCGAGGGCGUUGAAGUUGAAUUGGUUGGGGCGGGGACGGACGGGGAGAAAUCGGAGGGGAAUUGUAGGGGGAAAGGGGGUAUGGUUGGGUUAG